This is a messenger RNA of Cercopithifilaria johnstoni, 1068 nucleotides long. Lineage: Eukaryota; Metazoa; Nematoda; Chromadorea; Rhabditida; Onchocercidae. The record is from the annotation of a GenBank genome assembly.
AUGGCAUUUUGGCCUUCUUGUUCCCGUGCAGUUUUACUUUCAUUGCAUAAUUUGUCAACAUAUCCGAGGAAAUGUUUCGCUCAAAUAUCGCUUAAAAAGAAAAUAGUUGGUGCGCAUUUCUUGUGUACCGUCUCGGAGGGUACCAUAAUUUUCGAUCGUGAAGCAAAGAGAAUCCAACGCAACAGGGCUGCCCAAUUGGAUGAUUAUGAUGUUUGUCAGUACGUCAAAGAUGAAAUAGCAUAUCGUGUGGCGGAUAAAGUAUUUGACCUGACUAAAUUCAAUGAUAUUUGCAUUGAUAUCGGAUGCGGUAGUGGCCAUGUUGCGAUGAAUUUGAUUAAGGAAAAUGUGGGUGUCAUCAUUCAAUGUGAUAUAAGCUCAGGACUGAUACGACGAAGUAGAAGUGCGGCGGAUCCUGAAGUAUCUGUUUUGAGCAUCAUUGCAGACGAAUCAUUGGCACCUUUCCGGGAAGAAUCAGCUGAUUUGGUGGUAUCUAGUCUUAGUGCUCAUUGGAUUAAUGAUCUCGCUAAAUGGUUUUCACAUUGUUUAUCAAUCCUCCGUCCUGAUUGCCCUCUGAUUGGUGCUAUGCUAGCCAAUGAAACACUACACGAACUUAGGAUAGCCUUACAGUUAGCUGAAAUGGAAAGGUUGGGCGGCAUUGGUUUACAUAUUUCACCGUUUGUUCGGGCAGAUGAUGUCGGGUCAUUGAUGAGUCAGGCUGGUUUUGGAAUGAUUACAUUGGACACCGAUGAGCUUACGGUCGGUUAUCCGAACAUCUUUGCUCUACUCUAUGAUUUACAAGGUAUGGGUGAGUCAAAUGCAUUACGAAAUCGAUCAGCGCACGUUAGGAGAGAUAUUUUAAUAGCUGCUGAUGCUAUUUAUAGGGCAAUGUUUUCUCGCGACGAUGCUCCAUGUCCAGCAAGUUUCCAAAUUGUUUCAUUUAUUGGUUGGCGCCCCGGUCCUUUAAUGCCGAAACCAGCAAAACGUGGAUCACAACAAGCAUCAUUCAAAGAUCUUGGCAAAAUUAUCGAAGGAAAGAUACCCUUCCCAGGAAAGGAUUGUACAAAAUAG